Molecule: messenger RNA, 3822 nt
Organism: Phacochoerus africanus (Common warthog)
Lineage: Eukaryota; Metazoa; Chordata; Mammalia; Artiodactyla; Suidae
Gene: ZNF792
Product: zinc finger protein 792
Exons: 4
Coding region: 374-2209 (611 amino acids)
Biological process (GO): regulation of cytokine production; negative regulation of transcription by RNA polymerase II; regulation of immune system process
Cellular component (GO): nucleus
Molecular function (GO): DNA-binding transcription activator activity, RNA polymerase II-specific; RNA polymerase II cis-regulatory region sequence-specific DNA binding
Source: RefSeq, a predicted model, not a curated record
UCAGUCCAGCAAGUCAUUUCCCUGGGCGGGUCGGUGCGCCCCGAGAGGUGGGCCCAGGGCCGGGGGUGGGGCUGGACGGGUGACGCUUCCCAGGCGGCUUGGGGGACCCGGUGAGGAAGGACAGGAGGCCGGGAGCCUCCCCCGUGCCUUUUAAUUAGUCGCGACCCCCUGGGACGCGGUGUCCGCCAGGGUCCCUCCGGGCCGCGCGCUCUUCGCGGCCCCAGAGGCGGCGCCCGGGCCCUGGGCGCCCUUGACCCCCGGGAGACGGACGUCCCACCUCGCCCAGGGCAAGGCCAGGCAGUGGUAGGCUGAACCUGCGACCCCCGCCUCAGUCACCUGCCUCUUAGGGGCCGCGCUGCGUCCACGGGCUGGGAUGGCGGAGGCGGCGCUGAUGGACCCCGCGCAGGGCUGUGUGACCUUUGAGGACGUGACCAUUUACUUCUCCCAGGAGGAGUGGGGACUCCUUGAUGAGGCUCAGAGACUCCUGUACUGCGAUGUGAUGCUGGAGAACUUUGCACUGAUAGCCUCUUUGGGACUUACCUCUUUCAGGUCCCAUGUGGUUGCCCAGCUGGAGAUGGGGGCAGAGCCCUGGGUGCCUGACCGAGUGGACAUGACUUCUGCCAUGGCAAGAGGGGCGUAUAGAGGGUGUGGCUUGGAUUUCUGCUUCAGGACAGAGGGUGAGGAGUCCUCUUCUGAGCUUAGUGUCUCUGUAGAAGUGUCACGGGACAUGAAUUCCAAGUUGGUUCCAUCCAUCCAGAAGGACGACCCCUGUGACAGGUGUGGCCUACACUUGAAAGACAUUUUACACCUGACUGAACACCAGGCAACAGCCCCCAGGUGGAAACCACAUGUGUGUGAGGCCUAUCAGAGAGAGUUCAAGUUCAGUGCUCGCCUUCACCAGCCACAAAUGCAACAGAAUGUGGACAAGCCUAUGGGAAGGAAUGAAAGCAGGGCCUUAUUUAUGAAGGGCUGCAGAGAUGACACAUCAAAGAAUGCUUUUAUCCCAAGGGACAGUGGGAAGGCCUUUGUGGCCAAAUGUGAUUUCCUCCAGCAUCAGGCCACUCCCAAUGUGGGGGAGGCACACCUGAGCUCCAAAGGCAUGAGGCAUUUUCCCACUGUGCAAUGUAGUAAGAAGUGCAGUAAACUUGAGAAUGCUCCCAGUGACAAGCCCACACUUGUUCAGCAGAGAACCCACACUGGAGAAAGGCCUUAUGAGUGCAGCAAAUGUGGGAUAUUCUUUAGCUAUGCCACUAGCCUCUUUCAACACCAGAGAGAUCACAACAGAGGAAAGCCUUAUGAGUGUUGUGAGUGUGGGAAAUUCUUUAGCCAGCACUCCAGUCUCAUCAAACAUCAAAGAGUUCACACUGGUGAGAGCCCUCACGUGUGCAGUGAAUGUGGGAAAUUCUUUAGCCGAAGCUCUAAUCUCAUUCAACAUAAGAGGGUUCACACUGGAGAAAAGCCUUAUGAGUGCAGUGAAUGUGGGAAAUUCUUCAGCCAACGCUCCAACCUCAUUCAUCACAAGAGGGUUCAUACUGGUAAAAGUGCUCAUGAGUGCAGUGAAUGUGGGAAAUCCUUCAACUGCAACUCUAGCUUAAUUAAACAUUGGAGAGUUCACACUGGAGAAAAACCUUAUAAGUGCAACGAAUGCGGGAAAUUCUUUAGCCACUUUGAUGGACUCAUUCAACAUCAGAUAGUUCACACUGGUGAGCGGCCCUUUGGGUGCAGCAUAUGUGGGAAAGCCUUCAGCCGAAGCUCUGAUCUCAUGAAACAUCAGCGAGUCCACACUGGUGAACGGCCUUAUGAAUGCAGAGAAUGUGGGAAAUUGUUUAGCCAAAGCUCCAGCCUCAAUAGCCAUCGGAGACUUCACACUGGUGAGCGGCCUUAUCAGUGCCCUGAAUGUGGGAAAUUCUUUAGCCAACGCUCCAGCUUCAAUAACCAUCGGAGACUUCACACUGGUGAGCGGCCUUAUGAGUGCCUUGAAUGUGGGAAAACCUUCAGACAAAGUUCUAAUUUGAGGCAGCACCAGAAAGUUCACAAACCAGAGAAGCCAUAUAAGUGCCAUGAAUGUGGAAAAGCUUUCAGCCAGAGGUCUACCCUCAUCCGGCAUCAGAAAAUUCAUGCUAGAGAAAGGACUUCAGGGAAUGUGCUCCCUCCUUCUUCAACACAAAGGCACACACUAGAGAUUGGCUCUGAGAGUGGUCUUUAUUAGGGAGCUGUCAGGCAGAAGUUGAACUUUGUUCAUCCAGAUAUCAAUGCUGGAGAGAUUCCCAAUGGAUACUAGAUAUGUUGGAAGCUUUCUGGAGCAAGGUUACAUUUUCUGACCAUGGACUUUGUCAGAGUUUUGUCACUGCUAGUAUCUGUGGCAGAAGCCUUCUCCGGUGUACCCACUGGCAGGUCUCCAGAGUGUGUGUCAGCUACAUCCUGUUUUCUCAGGCCUCUGUUUCCUUUUUCCAAGAGGUAAUUGCGAGUAGCUUGAUGCCACAAGAUGUCAUUCCCUCCCACUGUGACUGGCUUAGCUGUGGACAUGACUUACCUUGGGCUGUGAAGACCUGAGCUGGGUCCUACUGGCAGCUUGCAGAGGUUUCCCUUUUUCAAGGACAUUGUUGAUCUUGUAAGACGCUCAUUAUGGAUUCAUCCAACUUCCAUACCACCCAUCCAAACAAUUAUUUACUUUACAUCCUUCUGGUUUGGGUAAUAAGAGCCUUAUUGAUAAAGCCACUUUUAAUCUCUUGUGUUCUGAUAACUGUGUGAAGUAGGCUGAGAACAAAAUGAAGAUCUACCAAACCAAAGGGUGUCUCCAAAAUUAUUGCUUCAGGGAAGAGUAGGAUGGUAGAGAACAGUCCUCAGGCCAGACUUGGCCUCAUUUGUGUUGCUACCCAAGGCCUCCAAGGGAAGCUUGUAGGGCUUUGUGGGCCUAAUGUUGUGGUCUGAGUGGCAUGAACUUUUGUGGAUCAUAGAUUACCCUGAGGAAGCAGAGACUGUACAACCUUCAGUGCACCUGGAAGCAGCAUGAUUUGGGCUCCUUGUUUCCUGGGGAUGCCUCCUAUUCUCUAGCACUGUUGAGUAGACACAUUUUACCUGCCCCCUGCCAAGGAAUUAUAUACCUUGAUGCCUAACAGCCAGUAAUAUGUAACCAGCUGUAAGACUUACUGGGUCCAGUUAACAAACAGGGUAUCUAUCUGUUUUAAAAGUGUAUCCACAAAUGUUCCCUUAAAUGUGACUGUGCAAGAUUUGGGAUUUGCAGAAGUUUUCAGGACCUCCAGACCUCUGUUCUAUAACUAAGGGCACUGGCAGAGCAAAUAAUCUAAAUGUUUUGUGGAUUACUACAGGCUCUCUGCAUUAUUUAUGUCAAAGCCAUUGCUGUGUUGGUAGGAAAAUGGGGAUUAAAAGAAGGCAGAUCCUGUACACCACCGAUAAGGCAUUAGAGACACAGCUAGCCAUCUUUGCUGCCAACACAUGAGGAGCAAGGUAGUAGUUAAUAUGAGGUUGCCAGAUCUUCAAGUUUUCUAAAAUGAGUGGGAGAUCAGGUUUUUAUGUGCAAGAGUUUCUUUUAAUGCUUUGUUGAGAUAUAAUGUUCAUGCAAUAAUAGGCUGUACUUAUUAAAUGUGUACAAUCUAAGUUUUUAAAUAUGUAUACACUCAGGGAGCCAACACUAUAAUUAUGAUAAUGAACCUAUCCCUCACCUGCAAAGCUACCUCAUGCCCCUUUACUACCCCUCCUUGCCUUCCCCAGGAAAACCAUUGAUUUACCUUUUUUCACUAUAGAUUUGUUUGCCUUUCUUAGAGUUUUAUACAAUUGGAAUCAUAAAGUAUUCCUACUCUA